CGUGGUAAUCGGAGCUCAUUGGAACUUGCUGCUCCUUGAAUGUUGCAGAUGGCUCUGAAGCUGCCAUAGGUCGGAGACUAGGAAAAAAGUGAAGAAAAACAGAAAAAGACCAAAGCUUGGAUUGACAGAUACGUCGAUCUCGCCAUCAUGGAUCCCGUGACGGUCCUCUCAAUGGUAGGAGCAUGCUUGACCAUAGUAACGCGGACUACUAGCGGGACCAACGAACUGGCAACCAAAUUCCAGAACUUGGAGCAAAAAGUCAACCUGAUAAUCGCGCGGCUCAACACCAUCACUGCGACGAUGACGCAGUUGGAAAGGUGGCUGCGCGGCAACCAACACGACAUGACAAGCAACAUGGUCGACGACCUGACGCGUGCUGUAUCGUCAUGUACAAUCGUCGUACGUGAGAUAGAGAACUACGUCGCCAACGUCAAAGGCGGCAGGUUCGGCGGCAGAUUUCGCUACCUCUGGGAUGAAUCGCAGUUCCUGCAAUACCAAAGCGCACUCGACAGCCAGGUCACGGCAUUGGCCCUUUUCCUAAAUGUCAUGUUGCUAAACUCCAAUAUUCAGCGGCAAGCUGUCCUCGAAAACUCGGACACCCGCUAUGCUCUCCAAGAAGCUCAGGACCAGGCAUCAAUGUGUAGCAGCGGCAGCCGUCCGAGUAUCGGCACCAGAGGGUCUCGCAGCAGCAUCAGCUCCAAUGACACUAAUAGUGUUUCUUCGUUUUCAUUUGAUGACGAGCUCAUCGACUCAGAACCAUACCGCGCUGCUUUUCGGCGCAUCAUGUCGAUGCCAAGCCCGAAGAAGGCGAGAGGGACAGGCGAGAGCCCCGCAGAAAGAAGCCCCAGCUAUGUCAUGUCGACAACAUUGCAAGGUUCAAUGGGCAGCUCGUCCCAGCGGAAGAGUUGGGCGACUUCAGCAUCAUCGGUAGCAGUCAGGGAGCUAUGCAUGGCAGCGUCCCUAGGCGACCUGGAGGCAGUACAGAAGUUAGUGAAGGACGUUAAUGUCAAUACUCGCUGUGAGCUGGAGGCCAAGGACAAGCACAGCAUCAAGGGACUGCUGAGCAGUAACAAACUGGAACCCACGGCUCUGCACUAUGCAGCAGCCAAUGAGCACGCUGACGUGGUCAAGACACUCGUCGACAGCGGCGCUGAUGUACACGCGCGCGUAAGGGGAGGGAAGAUGCCACUGCACGUAUCCAAAGGUGCUGCCGUUGCCGUGCUGGUGUCGUUGCGCGCUGACCCAUUGAGCCGCGACGACGCAGGUGCUACGCCGUUGCACUAUCUUGCUGCUGCAGCAGGCGGAAGAAGAGUUGGAGAGCAAGGAGAAGAGGAAGGAGGAGAGCAUCCAAAUGCUGCCGCAGCCCGCAGCCUCGUGGCUGCAAGUCCACUUGCCGCCCACGCCACCACCACGAAACGGCGGCUCACACCCCUCCACAUCGCGUCGCAGCACAACAAUGUUGACGUAACGGCCGUCCUCGUCUCUGCGCGCGCCUACGUCGACGCUGCUGAUACAACAGGCCUCCGCCCACUGCACUGCGCCGCCGAGUACGGCCAUCCCGCCCUUAUCAGCCUGCUCCUCUCCGCGGGCGCCAAUGCCGAACCUUCCGCCGGCAGAGACAUGUGGCGGCCACUGCACCACGCCGCGCACCGCGGGCACGCCGAGGCCGUGACGGCGUUGCUCGGUCCCGCAGCAGGUACCGACGAGGCAGGCGCGAGCAGCAACGCAGGCACACUCAACCUCGAGGCCCCGACCGCAGACCAGCGCCGUGCGCUGCAUUUAGCCGUGAGCAGUGGAUCGGCGAAUACCGUGGACGUGUUGCUGGCCGCCGGUGCAGAUGUUGAGGCCUUGACCGCGCGCCGCGAGCGCUCGCUCCAGUUGGCAUUGCGGCUCUUGCAGAGUGCGCCGACCGCGGCGCCGGACGUGGUGCGCGCGCUACUGCGGCACGGGGCGGACGUAGAGGCAUCACGCGCGCUUGUGGCAGCGUGCGGAGCGGUGGGACCAGCGCUGCAGUUGCUGGAGGCAGGAGCGGCGCCGAAUGGCAGUGGAAAGGAUGGUGAGGCGACGCCGUUGCUGGCAGCGUGCUCGCGUGCGGGGGACGCGUUGGACGUGGUGAGGUUGCUGGUGGGACGUGGGGCGGCGCCGUCGCAUCAAGAUUUCUGCGCCGUGUGGCGAAAUGAGCGGUUGAAGAUGUGGGAGAAGAAGGCGGUGCAUGCGGCGAUGAACGAGGUGGCGAGGGAGGAGCUGCGGCGGGAUGAAGUCGAGUGGUUGAUGGUCGCGCGGUAAUCCGGGAGUUGUAGGUUGUGAUUUAGAUGCGUUGGCUGCACGUGAGGGGGUUUCGGGCAUCUACAGCGUUCCUUUAAUUAAUGUCGUCCUGAUCUAUGGUAUCGUGACCUAUCUUAGAUCUAGGAGGCGGGAUGGGAUGAUUAGCGGACUGGAAAGACAUGUCAGUAUCUCUUAUAAAACCGGGCAUGGCAGACCGCCA
Molecule: messenger RNA, 2485 nt
Organism: Aplosporella prunicola CBS 121167
Lineage: Eukaryota; Fungi; Ascomycota; Dothideomycetes; Botryosphaeriales; Aplosporellaceae
Exons: 2
Coding region: 148-2286 (712 amino acids)
Molecular function (GO): protein binding
Source: RefSeq, a predicted model, not a curated record